Messenger RNA from Symbiodinium sp. CCMP2456, 1527 nucleotides. The record is from the annotation of a GenBank genome assembly. NCBI's taxonomy places the organism in Eukaryota, Dinophyceae, Suessiales, Symbiodiniaceae.
AUGCGUCUCCCUUCCCCCUUUGACCCUAAACCUUGGCCUGAAGCUGACAUCGCUUUCUUGUGCGAAACUUUGCGCGUGUGGGGGCCUGACUUGCCUCUCUUGGCGCAGCGCCAGCGUGAUGCCUUGAAGGGCAUCUCUAAGGCCGUUGCACCACUGCAGAAAGCUUUAUCUGAGCUGCUUGGUGGGUCGGCUAAGAAAGUUGCUCCUCAGAAAAACCCUGCUUUCAUUGCGGCUGUAACUGCCCUCCUCCGCUGGCCCGACUUAACACAGGCCCAGAGCUUUGUUUUGGGGUUUCCUGUCGUUGGAGAUGUCCCAUACUCAGGUGUGUUCCGUGCUCUUGCCGGCACUGCAGACGAUAUGGAGGACCCUGCAGAGUGGCUGCAACGUGAGGGCGCUUCAGUGGUGGAUGACCUCUUGACCAAGGGACCUCCCAAGGAUCAUGACGUUAUCCUGAAAGUCACGCUUGAAGAAAUCCAGAAAGGCUUUUGCAGUCCGCUCAUGUCUCGAGCAGAGGUGGACAAACGCUUUGGGCGGGGCCGAUGGAGGCCCCUGGAGCGCUUUGUGAUCACCCAGCCGGAUGGGAAGCAAAGGGUCAUCGACAAUGCCCGAAAGACCGGUCAUAAUGCCCAUACCUACAUGCUGGAGACCAUUCAUACUGUCAGUGUGGACUUUGUUGCAAGCUGUGUCCGGGAUGUUUUUCGGACCCUCUUCUCAAAUUGCUCUGACGCGGUGCCUCCACCCUGCGACUGGAUGGCGGUGCGCCUCGGCACGGACGACCUUCCUGAUGCCUACAGGGGCACCCAGUCGAUGAUGACCAACUCCGCUUUAGCGUGGUUUCCAUAUGGAUCCCAGGCUCUGGAUGGAUGCCUCUACUGGGCAUCGCAGCCUGCAAGCGCAUUCUCUGCUUUCACCGCCGCUUACUUCGAUGACGAGCUUUCCCUCGAGUUCAUUCGUGAUGCCGAUGUUUGCCAGGGAGGCCUCCACUUGGUUUUCUCUCUCAUGGGCUCGCCUCCUCAGCCUUCUAAGCGCUUCUGGGCUUCAGCUGACAGAUGCUACCUUGGCACGUCUGUCCACGUGGGAUCCGCAAACUCCUUGGGAGUGCGUGUCCAGCCCAAGAUUUCGUCGGUGCAGAAAGUCUGUGCUAAGCUGGAUGCGGCUUUGGAAUCUGCUUCGUUGUCCCGAGAUGAGGCGGGUAAACUUCGAGGUGACCUGCAAUGGCUUUUUGCCAGCUGCAACGGCUCUGCGGCUCGGUUUGCUGCGCCGGUGCUACAGCGGUGCCAAUAUGGCGACAAUCCUCGACUGGAUCAACGGGAUCUACUGGUGCUUCGGGCGCUGCGAGAGAUGGCGCAGAUGGCUAUGCCCCGGGACAUCUUCUUUUGGGCGCCACCUCAGCCCUCCACGCUGGUGUAUACGGAUGCCUCUUUCGAAGCCAACAAGCUGCGUCUCGGGUGGGUUGUCUUUGCACAGCCACCUCUCAAGCCGAUUGGUGGUACUUGCGCUGUGCCUCAAGCUGUGCUGGAAGAAUGG